Messenger RNA from Syngnathus typhle (broad-nosed pipefish), 731 nucleotides. Its product is annotated as C-C motif chemokine 7-like. The coding region runs from base 110 to 445 and encodes 111 amino acids. The transcript is spliced from 3 exons. The record is from RefSeq and is a predicted model, not a curated record. Gene Ontology annotation, molecular function: chemokine activity. Gene Ontology annotation, cellular component: extracellular region. Gene Ontology annotation, biological process: immune response. Lineage: Eukaryota; Metazoa; Chordata; Actinopteri; Syngnathiformes; Syngnathidae.
UUAAAAUGACACUGUAAAAAUCAGCAGCAAUACCAGCUGCAUAAAAAGAAAAGCCAGCACAGGUCACCCACACCAGAACAUCCUGAAGAUCAGAGGCACAGCUGUCACUAUGAAGACACUUGGCCUUUUCGUACUCCUCACGCUUUUCUGUAUGGCCACAGGCAUGGUCGCCCAGGGGAUCAUGUUUAAGACUGGGUGUUGUUCAAAGAGUGUACGCGUGCUAAUCCCUAAAGAAAGAGUGAAACACGUGGCGACGACGUCAGAUCAUUGCCACCGUAAAGCUAUUGUAGUCACAACGGUGUGUGACAAAAGAUUUUGCCUCGAAGGCAGAUGGGAUUGGGCAGAAGAACUGCUGAGACACUUUGAGACGGUUUCUGCUAACAAGACAUCUGUACCUGCCCCUUUCAAUCAGACCAGCUGUGAAAAGUAUAUUCAACUGACAUGAGGAGAAAGUUCCUUUAUCUAUUUUACUAUAGAUCUGUUCCUUUUACAUUUGUCUUUUUUUUAGAUAGCUUUUUUUGUUCGAUAGUGAUACCACAAAUGUAAGUGAUAUUGAAAAAAGAUUCAUCCAUCCAUCCAUCCAUCCAUCCAUCCAUCCAUCCAUCCAUCCAUCUUCUUCCACUUCCAUUUUCUGAACUGCUCGCUUCUUGAAUGUAUUUUUAUUCAUUUCAAUUUUAAAGUCCCUAUGUUGCAAAUGACAUGUUUGACAUGACAAUAAAUAUUUUUUAUUA